GGAGCAAACGGCAGUGCAUUUAGAGCUAGAUCACGAGCACAAAAGUAAGAUUCUACAAAGUUUGGAAGAAGCGUUGUGGUUUUUUUCGGCUCUGCUCCUCCUUCGGUGUGGCAAUAACUGAUCUACCUCCAAUACUAUCAUUUUAAUUUUAUUUUAUAUUUCUAAUAUUUUUAUAUUGUUUCUACUCCGUAUCCUGCCAUACAGGACACUAAGGCAACAGUGCACUAUUUUCGUUUGUUCGUAUUUAUAUUGUUGUGCACUAAUAAUUUAAUAAAAUGCACACCACGCAGAAGGACACCACGUAUACGAAGAUAUUUGUUGGGGGUCUUCCUUACCACACCACGGACACAAGUCUCAGGAAAUACUUCGAAGUGUUCGGGGAGAUCGAAGAAGCUGUCGUGAUAACCGACAGGCAGACUGGCAAAUCGCGAGGCUACGGCUUUGUGACGAUGGGGGACCGGGGAUCAGCAGACCGGGCGUGUAAGGACCCCAACCCCAUCAUCGAUGGCAGGAAGGCCAACGUCAACCUGGCGUACCUGGGGGCCAAGCCCCGCGUCAUACAGACAGGUUUUGCCUUCGGGGUCCCACAGCUGCACCCAGCAUUUAUCCAAAGGCCUUAUGGGAUUCAGGCGCAGUACAUGUACCCGCAGGCCUACAUGCAGCCCAGCCUGAUGAUCCCUCAGGUCCCGCCCACCGCCUCCACACCGGCCGCCUCCCCGUACCUGGACUACAGCGCUGCCUACGCGCAGUACUCCACCGCCAGCAUGGCGGCCGCUGCCUAUGAGCAGUAUCCUUACGCCGCGUCGCCCGCCACGCCCAGCUACCUGGCUGCCGCCGCCGGGUACGGCUACGCGGUCCCACCCGCCCUGGCAACGCCCACGCCCGGCUCUGCCCCGCCCACGUUCGGGCAGUUCCAGCAACAGCAGCUGCAGACUGACCGGAUGCAAUGACAGCCCCAGACCUGGCAGACGUAUACACCUGCUACCACCUCACUGAGAGGGGCGGGGCCAGCUUACCUGGAUGCCCAGUCUGAUCAUCGCGGGAAUGGAGUCUGAACAUUUGCGGGGGGCGGAGUUUGAACAUUGUGGGGGGCGGAGUCUGAUUAUUGUGGGGGCGGAGUCUGAUUAUUGUGGGGGUGGGGUUUGAACAUUGUGGGACGAAGUCUAAACAUUACGGGGGUGGGGUUUGAACAUUAUGGGGGCGGAGCCAGAACAGAUUAGUUUAUUUGCCGAUGAUGAUAAUACUAUAAGUAGAAACACAUCUGGACUUGCAGUGAUAAAACAAAGCAUACAAAAACAGCUGCAAGGAGAAGGACUAAUAAUAUUAGUAGUAGUAGUUAUAUAAUUAUAGUUAUAGUACGAAUGUUAGUAUUAGCGGUAAUAGUAGUAGUAAUAGCAAUAGUAUUUUUUGUGGUCACUGUCUUUUUCAUGUGAUUAUUUAUUGAGGUUUUGUUGAAAGCACAGUGUAAUGGAGUACACCUCCAGGCCUAGACCGCCUCAUCUCCACAGAGCACACUGAGAAUCAGCAUGUAGGAACACCUACACGCACCCCCACACACACACACACGCACACGCGCACACACACACACGCACACGCGCACACACGCACACACACACACACACACACACACACACGCGCACACACACACACACACACCCCCCCCGCCACACACACACACACACACACACCCCCCCCCACACACACACACACACACACUCUUGUGUGUGGGACAGACAGUCACAGCUGUGUACAUGCAGCUGUUUAGACACAGAGCAUUUUGGGUCAGCCCCCCACUCAAACCGAACCCCAGUUGUGCUCAUUUGUUCAACUGUCACAUUUUACUGCCUCCCCGCCAGUUAGUGAACACACUCCCAACCUCACUGAACACUCCAACUGCACUGAACAAUCCAAACUCACUGAACACUCCCAACUGCACUGAACAAUCCAACCACACUGAACACUCCCAACUGCACUAAACACUCCCAACUGCACUGAACAAUCCAACCACACUGAACACUCCCAACUGCACUGAACACUUCCAACCACACUCACUGAACACUCCCAACCACACUGAACACUCCCAACUGCACUAAACACUCCCAACCUCACUGAACACACCCAUCCACACUGAACACUCCCAUCCACACUGAACGUUCCUAACCACAUUGAACGCUCCUAACCUCACUGAACACACCCAUCCACACUGAACACUCCCAACCACACUGAACACUCCCAACUGCACUGAACACUCCAUCCACCCUGCACACCUGUUCUGGGCAGGGACCAGGGAUAUUUCUGUACCUUUCUGGACCUCAAACCCACGCCCCUGAACAUGAAUACAGACACCCCUGAACACGAAUGUGCACCCCAGAAAGCCAUCUUCUGUUUAACGUAUUUAUUUACCGGGGCUGACAGUGUUCAAAGGGGUGCAGCCGUAUAAAUUAAUAUCAUAUAUUCAUCUCAUGGCAUGUAAGUUAUUGAGUAGAUAAACAUAAUCAACCAAACAUGUUGCCUUAGCAUAUAUAGGAUAUAUUUAUUAUAGGACAUAGGAUAUAUUUUUAAGUCUAUAUUUAAGUCUGUACGUACACGAGAUGGUCAUUUUUUGUCGCUCUGAAUUUUAGAAUGAUAUACAUUUUUGGGUAGUUUCAUACAUUUUGUAUAAAACAUUAUUUUAGUGAUGAUGUACUCUGGGGUUAAAACCCAAGAACAGACAGGGAGAUCCUGCCUCAAAUGAGAAUGUUUUGUUGGGAAUUCUUAUACUUGAACUGCUUCUUUCAAGGGAAUACAUGAAGUGAAUGACAUAAGAUAGCACUGUAAAAAAGCUUUAACUUACACUGGAUUACAGAACGUACAGCGUUUUGCAGAAAAUGCCGGUGUUAUUUAAAACAUGAAAGCAGGGCAUUUUUAGAUAUAUCAGCAUUGUUACAGAAUGUCCAUAUUGCUUCUAAAUUUAAAUAAAUAAAAAACUCUGCGUAAAUGGAAA
Messenger RNA from Anguilla rostrata (American eel), 2983 nucleotides. RefSeq names its product RNA binding motif protein 24a (gene rbm24a). Gene Ontology annotation, cellular component: cytosol; nucleus. Bases 276 to 950 code for a protein of 224 amino acids. The transcript is spliced from 4 exons. Gene Ontology annotation, biological process: positive regulation of myotube differentiation; mRNA stabilization; regulation of alternative mRNA splicing, via spliceosome. Gene Ontology annotation, molecular function: mRNA 3'-UTR binding. NCBI's taxonomy places the organism in Eukaryota, Metazoa, Chordata, Actinopteri, Anguilliformes, Anguillidae. The record is from RefSeq and is a predicted model, not a curated record.